Aegilops tauschii subsp. strangulata is the source of this 516-nucleotide messenger RNA. RefSeq lists its product as uncharacterized. Lineage: Eukaryota; Viridiplantae; Streptophyta; Magnoliopsida; Poales; Poaceae. The record is from RefSeq and is a predicted model, not a curated record.
AUGACAGAGUCCACGGGAGAGCUCAAGACGAUGCUGCAGGCGCUCCUGAAGCGCUUCGACGAGACCACGCUUGCGGGCGACAAGCAGCGCGAGGCCCAUAUCGCGUUCAACACGCAAGUCUUCGCGGAUCUGGCGCACAUCCGCAAGCAGCUGGACCUCACCCCAACCAAUGCGACCGAGCUUCACGUCUUCCUCGGCCUCACCGGCUACUAUCGCAAGUUCAUCGCACACUACGGCAUCAUCGCCAAGCCGCUCACAAGCUUGCUGACCAAGAAGGGCUUCGAGUGGACGGAGAAAGCGCAGGUGGUGUUCGAUCUCCUCAAGCGCGCAAUGGUGACCGCGCCCGUGCUCACACUCCCAGAUUUCGCGCGCCCGUUCGCGAUCGAGACGGACGCGUGCGACACAGGCGUCGGCGCGGUGCUGGCGCAGGAAGGGCACCCGGUGGCGUUCUCAGCAAGGCCUUGGGCGUGCGCAAUCAGAGGCUGUCGGCAUAUGAGGAGUUCAUCGUCGUCAUGA